Messenger RNA from Cuscuta europaea, 995 nucleotides. NCBI's taxonomy places the organism in Eukaryota, Viridiplantae, Streptophyta, Magnoliopsida, Solanales, Convolvulaceae. The record is from the annotation of a GenBank genome assembly.
AUCCGCACGAGUGGCUAAUUAAACUCCACGUCUCCACCGUCUGUCUAAAGUUCUGUUUGCUUUCUUCCCAAAACACUCAAUUUAGUAAUUUUACGCCUAAUGGGUGUGCGGAUUCUUAACCUUUCCCCAUUUUCUUGUUCCAGAUCCUUCCUUUUCAAAUCCACAGCCCCGUCAGGUUUUAUCCCUGUGUCUGCACUGUCCAAGAAGACGCAAUUGGAUGCACCAUCUUCUAGAUCUAUCCACCUGAAAAUUUCCUCCUCUGGGUUUGGCUGGUUGAAUCAUCAGGCAGGCUUUAGAGCUUCACGGUUCGUGGCCAUGGCUUCCACGGGAUCGGUUCAGAAGUCUGAAGAGGAGUGGCGUGCUAUUCUAUCUCCUGAACAGUUCCGGAUUUUAAGAAUGAAAGAGACUGAGUAUCCAGGAACAGGGGAAUACAACAAGCAUUAUGAAGAGGGAGUGUACAAGUGUGUAGGAUGUGGAACUCCUCUUUACAGGUCCACCACUAAGUUCGACUCAGGCUGCGGCUGGCCCGCUUUCUACGAGGGUCUUCCUGGUGCCAUUAACAUGACCACUGAUGCAGAUGGGAGGAGAAUAGAAAUUACAUGUGCUGCCUGCGGAGGACAUCUUGGCCAUGUUUUCAAGGGUGAAGGGUUCGGUACGCCAACGGAUGAGAGGCAUUGUGUCAAUAGUAUCUCUCUCAAGUUUGUUCCUUCAGCAAAUUCUGAUGCAUAGCUCCCGGUGAUAAAUGACUGUGAAUAUGAAUGUAGGGUUCCAACUCAAAUAUGCUGCUUUGACUUUGUAUCACAUUACAACUGAAGCUCUUCUAAGCGUUAUUUUCCCUUGUGUAAAUGUCCAAUCCCUGUGUUUACCAUAUAUCAUAUUGUGUGCUGCCCUGGACUUCUAUCGCCUUGUACUUGGACGGUUUUGAGUUCCAGUCUUCCAGACCAGAUCAAACUUGGAUAAUUAUAAAAUACACAAAGAUCAAACAUUUACAAGAC